Molecule: messenger RNA, 639 nt
Organism: Symbiodinium pilosum
Lineage: Eukaryota; Dinophyceae; Suessiales; Symbiodiniaceae
Source: the annotation of a GenBank genome assembly
AUGACGUGCAUUGAGUUUGAGUUGCAGGCAGCCAACAUCUUCACCAGGAACACCGUGCUAGGCACUGGGAAGGUACAGCUGGCCAUGGUCAGACAGCGGCCAAACCAUACCUACGUGCGGAAGCAGAUCCAGUUGACUUUGGAGCAUAAGCUGACAUCCAAGCUGACCGUCACUGUGUUUUGCUACGGAGAGGGCGACAAACCUCCAGCUCCUGAUGAUGCACAGGACAACAAGGAAGAGGUGGAGGCACAUCUUAACGAUCUAACAACGGCUGUGAUUGGUGAUGCAGGAAACAAGAACCAGUUCAACCAAUUCUACCAUCUUUUCGUGCAAGUGCACCGAGCAGAACAUCUGGGCGGCGGAGAGAAGACGUACAAUCCCUACGUCUCAGUGGAGUUCAAUGGCCACGAACUGCGGAGCCCAGCGGCCAGGGACACGCACACUUUGGCAUUCGAUGAACAGUUCCGGAUCCCUGUCACCACGCCUCUGUUUCAAGACUCCAUCGUGAUCAGAAUCUGGGACUCGGGCAAGUGGAUGGGUGACGAGAUCAUCGUGCAGGGUCGACUGUCCUUCUCUUUGUUGCGCAUGCAUGCACUUGCCCCGAAAUGGUUUAACUUCUACGGCUUCAAGAGCGACGAG